AUGAAUCUGUGUUUGUAUGGAGGACCCAAACGCAGAGACCUUAACCAAGGAGACAUCAGUGUCUCAGAGGGAGCCGUCGACUGCGGCUCAGGAACAGGUUCAGACGAGGCCGGGGCUGCCCACUGCGGCCCAGGAACAGGUUCAGACGAGGCCGGGGCCGCCGACUGCGGCUCAGGAACAGGUUCAGACGAGGCCGGGGCCGCCCACUGCGGCUCAGGAACAGGUUCAGACGAGGCCGGGGCCGCCCACUGCGGCUCAGGAACAGCCUCCGAAGGGUCCACCCACUGCGGCACAGGAACCACCAUGGAGGGUGCCUUGGAGGCUUGGAGCCCCCGCCGAGGGGCUCUUGGAGCUGAUGGCGAACAAACCAACAUUUCAUCUUGUGACCUUUUUUUCCAGAAUGAAGUAAAUUCAGAGACACAUAAUUUGAACUACAUCGAUGAUACAUUUGUUCAUGCAAAAAAUCUUCUGAAAGACAUAACAACUCAACGCAGGGAUUGCCUUCAAGAGCUCAGUCUAAGUGAACCAUUUAUUAAGUGGUUGAAAAAGGAACUUGAAGAUAUUAAUGAAUUGAAAGUUUUUGUUGAUCUGGCAUCUAUUUCUGCUGGAGAAAAUGAUCAAGAUGUGGAUCAGGUGGCAUUUUUUCAUGAUGCGGUGCUUGGUUAUUCAUCGUUGCUUUAUGGGUUGAAGAAAGACUCCAACUUUGAAAAUCUUAUGGAUUCACUGCCAGCACUGUGGAAAGCUCUUGAAAAUGACAGUGACUUGACAAAGAAGCUGCCUACUUUGGAGACUUCCCUGAAACUUCAGAUUCAAGAUAGAGAAGGACGAAGUUUGACAUAUAACUAUGAGGAUCUGAAAGAGCUUCAAAACAAGCUCAUGCUUAUGUCUGGGAAAAAACAACAAAAUCAAAAGGAAGUGGAACGAUUCACUGAGGUUUUUGAAAAUGUCCAGAGACUUGCCACAGCAUUUGUAGAUCUUCAUGCUGCAGGGAAUCCACUCUUCCGAUGCUGGGAAGCAAAGAUCUUUUGCAAAAGUCAAAGUGACCAAUGUAUCUACAUGGAAAUCAACUUUUGCAAGACAUUUACUAUUGAAAUAAAUGGAAGCGUGACUGACCAACUUGAAGCACUAUCCAGGAAGAUGGAGCUGUUUAUUUGUGAUUGGAAAAACUUUGUGAACAAAGUUAGAUCUGAUCACUUUCAUUUAAACUUCUUUACAGCAGAGCAAAUAUUCCAUCUAUGCAGUGUCCUGAGUCCUCCAAAUGUUAAUACAGAAUUAGAUGAGCAAGCACUGAUGAUGCUUUCUUUCAUCAAACUGAACUGCUCAAGUUCAGAUGUCUGGAGUACAUGGCACAGACUCUCCAACCAAUUUGAGUGUAAAAAAAUACAUAAUGAAAAAGAUGACCAAUCUACAGUCUUCUUUAGCCGUUUAACACAUGAAGACUCAGUAGAAAAUACAGACCAGACUGCUGGUCUAACAGAAUUGGAAGAUUUGUGGAGAAAAUUCAUCAUAAAUGAGGAAAUGUUUUUCAAUGACCUUUUGGACAUGCGUAGUUUGGGGCAUUUAUUUACAAUGAUGGCUAGUUCAGAAAACAAAGAUCAAAAUGAAUUGGAACAGCCAGUGCUAUCUGAAAAAGAUAAAACUCUAAGAAGAAGUCUCCCAAAAGGGCUCAUCCCAAAACAACCAAAUCUCCUAAUCUGCCCACAUGACCAGGCUCUGACUUCAAGCAUCUGCUUGUACAUGAACAGUGAAUAUGAGCCACUACCAAGUUAUGAUGAAGUGCUCUUGUGUACCCCAACAACAUCCUGUGAACAGGUAGAGCUAUUCCUGAGGAGAUGUCUCACACCAGGUGAUGUUGACCGGAAGAUUUACACAAUGAUUUGGGCAGACCAACUAACAUAUGAUGUCAGCUGCGCAAUGGAGAACUUUUUUCAGAAACUGAGCAGUCAAUUUAGCCAUCAUGAUUACAAGCUUGUGAUAUAUUGUAGCUCUGAGAGAGAACACACCUAUAUUCCAACUGCUUUUGGUCAGUUUAAAAGAGACUAUGUACCUAUAGAGCCAUUGGAAAAUAUUCAAAAGUAUUUGUCCAGGCAUUUGUCAUCCCCCUCAGAGCUAAAGGAAGCUAUGUUUAAAGGUGGCUAUACUGUUGGCAUUGUCUCAUCAAAUCGUGCGGGUGUUGGCAAGUCCCUGUAUAUUCAAAGGAUGUAUGAAAAUCUGGAAAGAAAUGUUGAACAGGGAACAGCUUAUAAAAAGUGCAUUCGCCUCACCGAAAAGGAAAUCGAUUACCAUCAAGUUCUCAAGUCUUUGUACGACACUCCAAAGCAAAAAGAUAUUAAGGUUUUUCACCUUGAUGUAACAUCUUCGGUACAAAAAGGCCUAGACGAAUUAAUUUUCAAGUUGUUCUUUUUACGGUACCUGAUAGAUUCAGAUGGGCAAAUGUGGCACUGUUUUGAUAAACACCUUUUUGUCAUGGAAUUAACAGAAACCACAAAUGAUCAAGUCAGGUGUGGCACAAGAUUGGGUCAAAAGGGAAACUUUGCAUUCCCUGAUGUUUUCCCAAACGUGUUUUGUCGACCUCCCAAAGAGGUCAUGGCUUUGGAAAUGCAGAGGGAGGAAAAUCUUUCCACUGAAAAUGAUGACCCACUUAUGGAUGAUGAGUGUUUCCAGAAUGAAGCUUUUCAGAGACCAUACCAGUACCUCAAACGUUUUCACAAUAAUGAGAAUCUUGACAAGUUCUCUUACAACGGUAUUGAAGGAACUCAUUCGAAUUGUCUUCAAAUAUUCUUAUUCUACUGUGGUGUACUGGAUCCAUCAUGGGCAGAGCUUCGCAAUUUUGUUUGGUUUCUUAAUCUUCAGUUGCAAGACUGUGAAAAUUCAGUGUUCUGUAAUGCUGAGUUUGUUGGAGACACCCUUCAAGGGUUCAAAAACUUUGUAAUUGAGUUUAUGAUCUUAAUGUCCAAAGACUUUGCAACCCCAUCCUUAUGCAUCUCUGAUGAGAGCCUUGGAAGAAAACAAGCUGACUUAACAGGAGUAAAUGAAAAAGACUUAGCUCCAUUCCUUAUUCGGAAAAGAUGGGAAUCUGAACCUCAUCCAUACAUCCUUUUUAAUGAUGAUCACACAUCCAUGACCUUCAUAGGCUUUCAUUUGAAGAGCAAUGGCCAAAAAGGACUUAAUGCCAUAAAUCCCUCGACAGGAAAAGUAAUUAAAGAAAACAUCAUGACUCAAAAUCUUUACAGGGGGCUAAAACAUCAAAGAGUCCCCUUUAACGUAGAUUUUGAUCAGCUCCCUAGAGCUGACAAGAUUGAACAUCUGUGCCGUGUUCUUGGAAUCAAAUGUCCAACAGAUCCUGAUGAAACCUAUGAACUGACAACAGACAACAUCCUCAAAAUGAUGGCAAUUCACAUGCGAUUUAGGUGUGGUAUCCCAGUCAUAAUAAUGGGUGAGACCGGAUGUGGAAAGACAAGACUUAUAAAGUUUAUGUGUGAACUGCAAAGGUGUGGCGCUCCAGCAGAGAACAUGAAACUCGUCAAGGUUCAUGGAGGAACAACAUGUAAAAUGAUUUAUGAUAAAGUGGUUGAAGCAGAAGGUCUAGCAAAGUCAAACAAAGAAAAUCAUAAAUUCAACUCUGUUCUUUUCUUUGACGAAGCAAACACAACAGAAGCCAUCACCAGCAUCAAAGAGAUUAUCUGUGAUCACUCCGUUCAAGGAAAAAGCCUAGAAACUCAAACAGGGCUGCAGAUUAUUGCUGCAUGCAACCCAUACAAAAAACAUACAGCUGAAAUGAUUGAAAGGCUAGAGGCCUCUGGAUUGGGCUACAGGGUCCAUGCUCAGGAAACACAAGAAAAACUGGGCUCCAUUCCUCUUCGCCAGCUUGUGUAUCGUGUCCAUGUGUUACCACCUAGCUUGAUUCCACUUGUUUGGGAUUUUGGGCAACUCAGUGAUUUAGCUGAAAAAAUGUAUAUCAAACAAAUUGUUCAAAGGCAGGCAGAAGCCAACUUGAUUGAGGAACGGCACAUUCCAAUGAUAUCUAAUGUGUGCUCAUUAUCACAACAGUUCAUGAGGGAGAAGAACGAUGAAUGUAGUUUUGUCAGUCUGAGAGAUGUUGAACGUUGCAUGCAAGUUUUUGUGUGGUUCCACAAGAAUCACUCUAUGUUUAAAAAUCAUCUUACGUCACUGCAACAAAAAAAUAAAAUGAGAGAAAUACCACAUUUUUCCCCUGCUAGUGACAGAGUUGUCUGGUCACUCUUGAUGGCAACCGGAGUAUGCUAUCAGUCUUGCCUCGAGAGUAAAGGACAGUAUCAGAAAGCUAUUAGUGAACUACUUACAAGAGAGUACAAACCACAAAGAAUACAGCAGGAAAUUCAUCUCAUGCAAGAACUUCUACUAAGUGGGGUACCCCUGGGUAAGACAAUAGCCAGAAAUGAAGCUUUGAGAGAGAACUUCUUUAUGAUGGUAAUUUGCAUUGAGCUAAGAAUUCCCUUGUUUAUUGUUGGGAAACCAGGGAGCUCUAAAUCCCUGUCUAAAACCCUGAUUGCAGAUGCUAUGCAAGGCCCUACAGCACACUCUGACCUGUUUAAGAGACUUAAGCAGAUACAUCUAGUGUCUUUCCAGUGCAGUCCCCAUUCAACUCCUGAAGGAAUCAUUCGCACAUUCAAACAGUGCGCCCGGUUUCAAGAGAGCAAAAAUCUGGAUGAAUACACCUCAGUAGUUGUUCUUGAUGAAAUAGGGUUAGCUGAGGAUUCCCCGAAAAUGCCAUUGAAAACACUGCAUCCAUUACUAGAAGAGGGAUGUGUUGAUGAAAAGCCACAGCCUCAUCAGAGGGUUGGUUUCAUUGGAAUUUCCAACUGGGCACUGGAUCCUGCCAAAAUGAAUCGUGGGAUCUUUGUUUCCCGGGGAGAUUUAAGUGAGAAAGAACUUAUUAAAAGUGCUGAAGGAAUCUGUGCAUCUGAAAAAAACAUUCUUCAGAAGAUAAAACAUCUUUUUGAACCAUUUGCAAAAGCAUAUGAGAUAGCACGCAAAGAGGGCAAAGGCUUCUUUGGUCUAAGGGACUUUUACAGUUUGAUAAAAAUGAUAUUUUUAAUCACUAAAAUCUCAAAUGAGAGCCCAACUACUGAUGAAAUCGCUGGAGCAGUUCUAAGAAACUUUAGUGGAAAAGAUGAUGUUAAAGUGAUUGACAUUUUCUCAAACGUAUUCUGUCUGGACCUUUCCAAUACCAACACCAGCACCACCGAAAUGAUAAAACAAAGUGUUCUCCCAUCUUGCAAAAUGGAGGAAAAUCGAUACUUGUUAAUCCUAACCAAGAACUAUGCAGCACUUCAGAUUCUGCAACAAAUAUUCUCUUCUCAUCAUAUCCAUCCAGAGAUCAUUUUUGGAUCCAGCUUCUCAAAGGACCAGGAGUACAUGCAGAUUUGUAGGAACAUCAAUCGUAUCAAAAUUUGCAUGGAGACAGGACAGACAGUUGUGCUCCUGAACUUACAGAAUCUGUAUGAAAGCCUGUAUGAUGCACUCAACCAAUACUAUGUGACUCUAGGGGGUCAGAAGUAUGUUGAUCUUGGAUUAGGAACACAUCGCGUGAAAUGCAGAGUUCAUCCAAAUUUCAGGCUCAUUGUCAUUGAAGAAAAAGAAGUGGUGUAUGAGCAGUUUCCAAUCCCACUUAUCAACAGGUUGGAGAAGCACUGCCUAGACAUCAACACUGUCCUCAAAUUGGGACAGCGGAACAUUGCUAAUGAAUUAUGGAACUGGGUUAAGAAUUUCAUCGCAGUAGAACAUGAGUUCUCCACAAGUAAGGACUAUUCUCCAGGAGAUGUUUUCAUUGGCUACCACUCAGACACCUGUGCCUCUGUGGUCCUUCAAGUGACCAAGGAUGAAAGUGAUGGAACAGAUGUUCAAGACACUUUGAACAAAGCCAAAACUGUUAUGCUCAACUGUGCAACUCCAGACUCAGUAGUUCGUUUGGACAAAUCUCAUCUCUCUGAUGAUGAAAGAGAACUUUGGAUAAAGGAGUAUGCCAAAGAGGAUAGGCACAGAUCUCUUGGAGACUACAUUGCAUAUCACAUAAAAGAGUUUGAGCAAUCACAAGUGUCAUUCACUGAGGUGACAACCUUUUCCCGACUUCUUACAGCAGCCAAUGCUGAACAACUGCAGAAUGAGAUAAAAUGUCGUGCUGUUAAGCUGCUAUCUCUCCUCCAGUUUGACACAGAGUACUCUUUCCUUAAAGCAAUAAGGGGAUUUAUUGGCUCAACACACUUGGACAAAGUGCUUAUUGUCCAAAACGAGUUUGAGGAUGACCUUCAAAAAAGAAAUAUUGUCUCAUCAGCCAAGUACUCCUGUGUCAAUGAGAUAUACAAGUGCCUCACUAAAGAUGAUGCAAAGACAUGUGUGUUCUUUGUGACAAAACUUCCUCGAAUGGAAGGAGGGACUUCCUAUAUAGGAUUUCAAGGCGAUCCCUGGAGGUCUAUUCAUAUUGAUGAUCUCAGAAGAUCAAGGGAGUUUGUUUCUGAUGUUCAUUCCUUGAAAAAGAUGCAUAUUAGUGAUCUAUUUAAAGAUCCACCCAAGGCCAUGAAAACUGAAGAUCAACUUGAAAAGCCUCAAAAUGAAAACUUUUCUGUUUUGGGAGGUAUUUUUGAUACAACAGAUCUGGUGAGGAGCUGUGUCCAGCCUGCUGUAGGCAUGCUUCAGGAUGUUGCUGACAGUGGGGAACUCAGCACAGCGAGAAUUGAGAACCUGCUUACUCUGCUGGAGGAAAUUCAGUCCAUCUUCUUAGAGCGAGGUAGGAUCCAGCCGAUGGACUGCGAACAAGAUGUGGCUAGGCUAAUGGUACAAAGCCACAUCAUUGGUGGGAACACCAUGCGCUGUAAGAUGCCCUUCAGCUGGUGCAUCAAAGAAUUCCUGGAAGAGCUUAUGAUGCAGACAUUUAGACACAGAGGUCAUGUAUUUCUGCAUUACCAUCAGGUGUUCUUGAAAACAUCAUUUGGCAGGUACAUGGCUGAAAAUGAAAGACUGGAGAAAGAGCUUUUUGACAAGUACCUGCAGGACUUUGUGUCCAUGACUACAAAAGUGGCAGCAGAUGAUGAACUGGAGCUCUUAUGCCAAGCGCUGGCCAGCUGCAUUGAUGAAAUAAUGAGACAAAAUGGAAAUGCAGAAAGGCCUACGCUCCUCCACAUUCACUUUGCCUUCCAUAUAUAUCGAACCCGCAUUCAGAACCUCUCACGGAUAAUUUCUCUUCAACCUGAAAUUAUUUUACCCUUACGAAGAAACCAGCACAACAGAAACUGCCCUGAAAUGGUUUUGGAUGUACGUGCAGCAAAGGCAUGUGUUGAGUUCCUGGAAUCCCAAGACCCCUGCCCAAACUGGAUGAGGCAGGUGAAGAGGCUUCAAGUGCCUAUGGAGUUGAUUUUCUCUCAAAAUAGCCUCCGUUUGUAUGGGGAUCGAUGCAAAGAAGAACUUGGUUCUGUAAGAAACAGCUGGAAACAUAUCCACAUUCUUGCACUCUUUGUGGAACACAUGGUUCUGGGAUUUAAAAGUGAAGACCUUCAACUCAGUCAUCUGGUAAUUGAACACAUGCAAAAAUUAAGCAAGGUUCUGGAUAAAAACUCAGAUGUUAAGUCCACUAAGCCUUUUAAGGCUGUGAUUGAAAUCCUGAAGUCCUGCAGGCAAGCAGCAGCUGAUCAGCUUUUUAGGUUUGGACCUAACUGUCAGAUAUGCAUGAGAGAGCCAGAUGAGCCCGUGACUUUGCCAUGUCAUCACAUAUUUUGUUUGAGAUGCAUGAAAGGAAGUCAAGAUGAUGGACAGAAAUCCUGUCCCACCUGCAGGUAAGACUCACCAAAUGGCAUUCAGCUUGUUGUUUCAGAAGACAUGCGGCGAUCUUUCAAAAAAAAUGAAGAUUUCAGACAACGGUGCAAUGGUUUCUUCAUUGAUCUACUUUCUACUAUGUGCUUCCAAGACAACAAACCACCAAGCAAAGAAGUAAUAACACAUCUGUUGUCCUUCCUGAGGAUUGAGACAGAAAAUAAACAGGUCCAGACCAAACACUUGUCACCUUUUGAUGAGUCACCUGAUAAAAACCCUGUGGUGCGAUCUGUAAUCCUGAAACUACUGCUGAAAUUCAGCUUUAAUGAAGUCCAGGAAUAUUUGCAGCAGCAUUUAUCAACAGUUGAAGACAGCAGAUUUGUGGAUGAUGACGAUAAAUCAGAACUUUAUACCUUAUAUAUCAACUGUUUAGAGGAUGCUAUGUGGGAGAAGAUGUCUCUUGGAAACAACAACACUGAAGAAAUACAAUUUUACAGAAGGGAAACAAAAUUUCUCUGCUCUUGUGUGAGGGAAGUAACUUCCAUUUCAAGUACAGUGUCUAUUCAACAGCUGCAAUACAUUGCCCAGUUGCGCCUGAUACUAACAAUGGCUGCCCAGCUAAUCAGCAACAAACUUUCUGACAAAAUUGUCCCAAGUGAAGCAAGUGACUUUCUAAACACAGUGGAAAAAUUCUGUGUGGAAAGUGACAAUGAUUGGUACCGUGUUUACUUGAUUCGUAAGAUCAGCGAAUUGCAGGGUGUGGAAUGUGUUCAGUCUUUGGUUAAACAAGAUGUAUUUAUUUGGCUUUUUCCAGAGGAGAUCAAGAACCAGAGUACAGAUGGGGGCCUGAUCGACCAUUUUCUGGUAUAUGGUGAGGAAUAUAAAACAGUUAGGGAAGCAGUUGUAAAGGCUUUAAUGGAUGGGGAAGUUGAGCGGAUAGAAGAAGUAUUGGAGCAAUGUGAAUCAUCAAAAAUAAAUCGAACAGUGUUUAUCCUUUUGGCUCUUUUCCGUGAGGUUACAACUCUGUACAGAUCACCAAAUACGAAUCUUCACCCCACAACUGAGAAUAUUCAAGCAUUUGAUGAAUUUAUCCAGAGAUCAACCUUUUUGUUUAACAAAGAAAUUAGGGACUUUGCAUCCGCCUUGGUCAACAACACAUUGGGAACACUUUCCAUCCAAUCAGGCCACACUCUUGCAGAUAAUAUUGUAUAUGAGCUGGUCAUCCACCUGGCUGUUAUUCUGCUCACCACAAAACAUGUGUGGCUUUCACCUCUAAAGCAGCUUGGUUUUUUUCCUGAUAAAAUGCAGGGUGCUUUUAUACCUACAAUGCCUGAUGAUAUGAUGGCUGUGGUUCAAGCAGCAAUAAAACAACAGAAGGCUUGCCUCACCUGGUAUGUGUGUCGUAACAAUCAUCCAUGCUUUGUUGAUCAGUGUGGCUUACCUAUGGAGAGAGGAAAAUGUCUGGAGUGUGGCGAGGAGGUUGGAGGGGAAGAACAUAAAGCCUUGGGAGGAUUCACAAAAGUUCCAUCACAACAGGAUCGCACAAGACCUGGCCAUGUCCUUGGAGAACCUGCAAGGAGAGACAACCCAGAUGCUCUUGACACCAAGAACCUGUCUCUGACACCAUUUACACUGGUCCGGCUGGUUACACAUUUGUCCAUGUUGCUUGGCACCUCGAAGAACUGUGAGUCUGUCAAGAACAUCAUCCACCCACCUGUGGAAGAUGUUUCCUUAUUUCUGAGUCAACAUAUAAUAAAGGAUCUCGAUCAGUUGACUCAAGCACUGGCAAAAGGAGCGGAUGAUGCUGUUACCACUGCCCACCUAAUUCUCAAAUCCCUUCAAGAACCCACACAAACCAAUCAAUAUAACAUUGACGCUAACCUGUCCACAAAAGAAUCCCGAAACAGCUGGGAAACGGCUGUGGCCACGGACAUUAUGACUCCUAAACUGAAGAUUAUUGAUCAACCCCUGCAAGCAGCAAAGGACCAUAUCACAAAUGACUCCCGUGUAUCUUCCAACUUUAUCCUGAAAACCACUCUUGGAGAUGACUGUACAUUUCUCACAUCCCUGCAGCAGACAUCCAAGGUCCACAGUUCAGCAGUGUGGAGCUGUAGGGAGAGGCUGUCAUUGCUCAGCCUUACACACAUCAUAGAGUACAAUGAACAAAAAGAUGAACUGCCGUUGCUUUGGAAGUUCCUGCAGAAGGAGAAAGAAUAUCGUCAGAUGAAGUUCCUACCAGAUAUAGUAAUGUUGCAGAACCGUUUGGUGAAAAUGUACCAGAAUUCCCCUGAACAGAUUGUGGGUUCGAUUUCCGAAUUUCUCAUAAAUCAAAAAGGUUCAGCGAUAGGGGCGUGGUAUGAGAAACACAUUCAAAUAUUUCUGAAAACCUGGAAUUUGCUAAGAGUGAAUGUAACAACCAAUGAGCUGAAAAUCCCAGAGGAAUAUUGUAGUAAUGAUUUGGACAUGAACAGCAAGCUGCAGUACCUGCUACCUCGGCGACAGGGUCCAGGACUAUGUGCCACAGGGCUAGUUAGCUACCUGGUGACACUGCAGAAUGAGCUGGUGAAUGCUGUGGAACGCCACACUGGAGAUGACAGCAGUUACACGGUUGCUUUGGAUGACCUCAUGGAGCAGCAUGUGAUCUGCUAUGAUGUGGAGAAGGACCUGCUUCCUCUGGUUUUGUCAAAUUGUCAGUACAGUUUGGAGCGUGGCCGUGAGACAUUAUCAGAAUAUGAUUUGCCACGCAUUCAGCAACAGAUCCUCACACGAUUUUUACAAGGGAAACCUCUUAUCACCCGCACUGGAAUUCCCACUCUGAUUAACACCCAAGAGAAAGACUAUGAAUCUGUUUUCAAAAUGAUCAAAGGAAAAGUCCACCAGGUUUCACUUCCCACGCUGACCCGGAACAGCGUGUCCAGAGAACUUGACUCCUACAGCGAGGUGUGUGAAGCAUUUAAGAUUGUUGACCUGCUUCUUGGAUUUCUUUCAAUGACUGAUGGUGAUCCCAGUAUGUCACUGGUGAGUUACCUCCAGGACAUAUUGAAGAUGGGCCAGAACAUUGAACAUAUAGAGAAGGCUCUGAAAAAAUGUAAGCUUCAACAUUGCGUCUCUUUGUGGCAACUUCUCUCCUCCCUUAAAUCGGAAAAUAUGCUGCAGCUUAAAAGGGAUCCAUUUUCCGGAUAUGAAGCCGAGUAUCAGGACCCACUGUCUGAACAGAACAAGAUGGAGCUAAAAUGCUUCAUGUCUCGUUCCAACACUAACCAAUGGCUGCUGGAGAUGCAUGAGUUUAUCCAGCUGAAUCUCGGGCGCUCACAUGCCACACAUCGCUACAAGCCCUCCUGGGGGGUAAAAGAGGCAAUGCAACUCUACAUGGAUCAGAAAGAAGUGGAGGUUCCGGAAUAUUUUGAGGAAAACUUCCCUGAGAAUCUACUGCUUUCACAGAUUCUGCAUGCAUGGAAGUAUGUGGCCACAUCCAAUCAAGAGUGGAUGAACGAGGGAUGA
Cyprinodon variegatus (sheepshead minnow) is the source of this 11286-nucleotide messenger RNA. RefSeq names its product E3 ubiquitin-protein ligase RNF213-like. Gene Ontology annotation, cellular component: cytosol; nucleolus; membrane. Gene Ontology annotation, biological process: sprouting angiogenesis; ubiquitin-dependent protein catabolic process; negative regulation of non-canonical Wnt signaling pathway. The record is from RefSeq and is a predicted model, not a curated record. Lineage: Eukaryota; Metazoa; Chordata; Actinopteri; Cyprinodontiformes; Cyprinodontidae. Gene Ontology annotation, molecular function: ATP hydrolysis activity; ubiquitin-protein transferase activity; metal ion binding. The transcript has 47 exons.